Phlebotomus papatasi is the source of this 1873-nucleotide messenger RNA. Its product is annotated as lipid scramblase CLPTM1L. Gene Ontology annotation, cellular component: endomembrane system; membrane. The record is from RefSeq and is a predicted model, not a curated record. NCBI's taxonomy places the organism in Eukaryota, Metazoa, Arthropoda, Insecta, Diptera, Psychodidae. The transcript has 2 exons. Bases 145 to 1764 code for a protein of 539 amino acids.
GGAAACGUCAGCAUUUGUUAUCCGGCUGCCUUCCAGGCAUCUGCAAGUGCUUUGGAAUAAAACUCCACAUCAAAUCUGUUUUUUCCGUCCACAAAAUGCGAUGUAGUGUUUGAAAACAGUGUUUAUCAAAGAACAAACAUCAAAAUGCCGAGAUUACCAUCAUUAACAACAGUUUUAGGUGUAGCAUUUAUGUGCUACAUUGCACAUUCCAUUUGGGUGUUAGCCCAAAUAUUCUCUGCGCCUGUUUGUACUCGAGAACCAUGCUUCACAUCCUUUCUGGCCAAGGAGAAGCUGCCCCGGCUACAGAUGGCUCUUUUUACAUCAACCACACAAAAUCCCCUUGCAGCAGAGGCUACUGAAGUGGCUUCUGUAAAACCGUUCAACUUCAGGGAAUCAUACACCCGGAAUAUAGACAUUUCAAUUCCGGCCAGGACAAGAAGAAAUGGGACUCUCUACAUGCACGUGGUGCUUGCAGUUGACGAUGGUGAGCCAAUUCUGUGGAAUCGUCGACGGGAUGACUUGGCUGUGAUACACAGAAUCCCACUGACUGAGCAUGUCAUACCCAGGCAUACGACAUUCAAUCUUAUCACGGAUGAUGGACAGGAUGUUGGGCCAAAGCCCAAGCAACAGCAUCGUCCUGUGAGUCAUCUAAAGCAGAAGGUGCACUUUGGGAUACUGGCAGACAAUAUCACACUGUCGCAGUAUGAUAUUCCGGCUGAGAUGUCGGGCCUGGUGCGUGUAACCAGGCACAAUGAGUACUUGCCAGUAUUCCAAAGUGACAUUCUGCGGGAUCGUUUUGAGGAUUUGCUGGAAAUUAAGCGUGGCAUGGAGACAUAUUCGCUCGAGAUCACGUACAGUCCAUUGGGUAUUGGGAAAUUUCGUCUGAUAGCUCAUGUGAAUCACGCAAUGCGUUCCCUCGAGACACUUGGCUUCUCCAAGAAGGACAUUGACGAAGUUAAGGGGAUAUUUUCCGAUACGAAUGUCUACAUUUUAUGUGGAACGGUCUUUGUGGGUAGUAUUCAUUUGCUAUUUGAUUUUCUUGCCUUCAAAAAUGACGUGAAUUUCUGGAGGAAGAAGCGCAAUUAUGCAGGAUUGUCCGUGAGGACAGUUCUGUGGCGGGGUUUCAGUCAAGUGAUAAUCCUAUUGCAUCUUUUGGAUGAGAAAACAUCCAUGAUUGUACUGAUUCCCGUGGCAGUUGGGACGCUAAUUGAAUUGUGGAAGUGCAAGAAAAUCCUGAGGAUUGACUUUAGUCUGAGGCAUGGCUUCAAAAUUCGCCAGCAGAAUGAGAUGAAGGUGGAAAAAUUGACAAAAGACUUCGAUAAGUUGGCCAUGAAGUAUUUAAGCUACCUGCUGUAUCCACUUUGUGCAGCUGGUGCAGUGUAUUCACUACUCUAUCAAUCGCACAAGAGUUGGUAUUCUUGGGCGAUAAACUCCAUGGUGAAUGGAGUUUAUGCCUUUGGGUUCCUCUUCAUGCUGCCACAACUCUUCAUCAACUACAAGUUGAAAUCCGUGGCGACGCUCCCAUGGCGUUCAUUCAUGUACAAAGCCUUCAACACCUUUAUCAACGAUAUCUUUGCCUUUAUUAUCACAAUGCCAACAGCACAUCGUCUAGCAUGCUUCAGGGAUGAUGUCAUCUUUGUAAUCUACCUCUACCAGAGAUGGCUGUAUCCAGUAGACAAGAAUAGAGUGGAUACAUCUGAGCACAUGGAUGAAUAUGAAGAAGUGCAGAAGGACGCUAAAGCAACUGAUAAGAAGAAUGACUAAAAGAUUUCUAGUGAAUUGAAUUCAUCGAUUUGUUGGUCGGAAAUUAAGUAAUUUCCGGAUUAUUAGCUUCACUUUGAAUAAAUUAUAACCAAUAUUGGCACAUUCUCAA